Messenger RNA from Polistes dominula (European paper wasp), 402 nucleotides. RefSeq lists its product as uncharacterized. Lineage: Eukaryota; Metazoa; Arthropoda; Insecta; Hymenoptera; Vespidae. The record is from RefSeq and is a predicted model, not a curated record.
UCGAUUUCAGCGCGAUAUUUCGAACCCAUUUACAACUGAUAAAAUGUAUAAAAUGAAGAGACCAUUUUGCAAUGCAUUUAGCGGAUGUGGAAGAAAACGAAGUUAUUAUGGAACUUCAACUUAUUCUCCGUAUUACGAUUCAAAGAAAGGAAUUGGAAUUCGUGUUCCAAUACCAAUUUACAAAGCUUUAAUAAAUGCAGCAUCAAAAGAAAUUCGAACCGUAGUUUCACGAGGUACUAAUGAUUACGAGAUUCCAGAGAUAACACAGGACUUUUUAGUUUUUCCCGAUCGAGAAUUGACAUUACAAGAAGUUAAUUGACUGAUUUAAAUUAGUAUAAGUAUUAUAUACCUGUAGAUUUAUUAAAUGAACAAUCGAGAGCCAAGGAACAAUAUUAAAUCGUU